Molecule: messenger RNA, 1911 nt
Organism: Sceloporus undulatus (fence lizard)
Lineage: Eukaryota; Metazoa; Chordata; Lepidosauria; Squamata; Phrynosomatidae
Product: zinc finger protein RFP-like
Exons: 6
Coding region: 34-1350 (438 amino acids)
Molecular function (GO): zinc ion binding; protein binding
Source: RefSeq, a predicted model, not a curated record
GAAAGUACUAACUGUGCUCUUUCUAAACUAGACAUGGCUGCUGCUUCUGCCAGGGAUCCCCUCGAGGAGGAAACCACUUGUUCAAUUUGCUUGGAUUAUUUCAAGGAUCCUGUGACCAUAGAAUGUGGGCACAAUUUCUGCCAAGCGUGCCUGACCCAGUGGUGGAGGGAGUCAGGCACUGCAGAGACCUGCCCUCAGUGCAGAGAAAAAAUUCUGCAAAGGAACCUCAGGCCAAAUCGGCAGCUAGCCAACCUUAUAGAAAUAAUGAAGAAAGCCAGGCUUCAGGGGGCUAAGGGAGCAGAAGGCAAGGAGCGAGCCUGUGGGAAACACCAGGAGCCUCUCAAGCUCUUCUGUAAGGACCAUGAAACCUCUAUUUGUGUGGUGUGUGACAAGUCAAAGGAGCAUGAAAACCACAAGGUGAUUCCUCUGGAGGAGGCUUCAGAAUCAUACAAGGAUCGAAUUUGGAAUUUGCUGGAGACUCUGAAGAAGGAGAGAGAAAAAAUUCUGGCAUUCAAAGCAAAGACAGAACAGGAAAGCCAAGUUUUGAUUAAGGCAACAGAAAAAGAGAAGAGAAAGACUGUGGUUGCAUUCAGACAAAUGCAUGAGUUUCUAGAAGAACAAGAGAAGGUUCUUCUGUCCCAGAUGGAAGAGACGGAGAAGGAGAUUUCAGCCAAAAGGGAGGAACAUCUGGCCAUCCUUUCAGAGGAACUCUCUUUUCUUGAGGACCUCAUCUGGGAAGUGGAGGAGAAGAAUCAGCAGCCGGCAAGUGAACUCCUUCAGAAUUGUUUGUUAGACGCAAUGGAUGGGUGCUUAUAUUUUGUACUUCUUUUCUUCCCAGAUGUUCUCUUAUCUGGACCAAAGAAAGUGAAUGUAACUCUGGAUCCAGACACAGCUUUUCCCCGGCUCAUCUUAUCUGAAGACUUUAAAAGUGUGAGAUGGAAUAAGAAGUAUCAAGCUCUCCCCAAUCAUCCUGACAGAUUUAACCUAUGUCCUUUUGUCCUGGGACGUCAGGAAUUCUCAGCAGGAAGAUAUUAUUGGGACGUUUCUGUGGGAUGUCAAGAACACUGGGCUGUGGGUGUUGCCAGAAAGUCUGUGAGGAGAAAAGGUCCUGUUACGGUUAGCCCUAAGUGUGGGAUCUGGGCUGUAGGAAAUUCAGAUUUCCCCCCGUGCCUGGAUGGGAUGCUCCAGAAGAUCCGAGUGUUUCUGAGCUGUGCAGAGGGCCAGGUGGCUUUUUAUGAUGUUGAUACACAAAACCAUCUCUACACCUUCUCUGGAGCCUCAUUUGCAGGAGAGAUCAUUCUGCCCUUCUUUCGGGUGUUUCAAGGAGGCUACCUCAGAAUCUCUUCUUAAAGCAGCUGUGUUGGUCUCAUGGACCCUGACCUCUGAAGCAAGUUCAUUAAUAAAAACACACACACACACACACACACACACACACACACAUAUAUAUAUUGGUCAAAAACACCGUUUCCCUUCCUGCCAAAGGCCCCAGAGAGGCAAAUUCAAUCUAUAACGUUUUAAUAAUUUCUUUUAAUAAUUCAAUUGUAUUGUUUUUAUUGCAGGUGGGUGGGUUUGUGGGAUAUUGUGUUUUAUUAUUUUAAUGUUCUUUUAAUGUUGUCAGCCACCUCAAUCUAAUUGGAGAGGCAGGGCAUAAAUAAAAAUUUACUAUGAUUAUUUAUUAAAACUCACUCAAAAAUGCUUUGUCCUCACAGUUCUCCAGUCCCUCUUUGACUUUGGUAUGUACAGAGAGACUUGAACUUUAGUCAUCAUAAAAGAUAUCAAGCCUAUUCACAGGAGAACAGCACACAUUGUUUUCAAUAUCCUGGUCUUCAUUUCCCUUUCUUUUCUCCUCCCUACAAGACCAGAUAAAGUGACAUCAGAAAUGCAUUCUCACUGAAAUCCCGAAAGUAAAAA